ACUGUCCGUCUCUGGUUUCACGGGACUGUGUGGUGGAGCGCAAUGGAUCCCAGCAUGGACAAGACGCACAGCGUUUGAACUCAGGAGAGAACAGUUAACUUUAUAUCCUGAAGAAAUCUGCUCAUUUAGUCCCCAGGGAAGAUGGCGGAGGAUUUCCCCCCAACACCCACUGCUGUCAACACCCAGGGGUCAUGCCCUGGCCUGGAUGUACCCCCCUCUCUUUCUUCCCCCAUACAGAUUCCACCCUCACGUGUCUCCAGCGACCUCUCCACUACACCCUCUCGGCCCAGCAAAUCUCCAUCCUCCACAGAAACAACAACAGAACCCAGAAAAUCCUCCUAUUCCCAUCCACGAUCAGCUCACACCAUGUCUAAACCAAUGGACUCCCCUCCUUCUUUAGAUGGGUCUAAGCCCUCAUCUGCUGCUGUGUCCUCUAAACCCGCUUCUAAAACUGUUUCCACCAAACCCUCCUCUCCUGCUCCAAACAAAACACAGCUUGUUACUUCUGCUAACUGCUCUACCCCUACCCCUCAAAUCUCCAAAAUUACACCUGGUUCCAAGUUCACCCCUGCCUCCGCUAAUUCAGCCAGCAUAGCCUGUAACACUCUGACAGAUUCCCCUCCCUCUUUCUCCACCACGGCUUCUGCAACUGCUUCCAUCGCCCCCGUGAAACGCACCUUUGCCUCCAUGGCUAAGCGUGUCAUAAUGCAGGAAAGACUUAGAAAAGCAGAGGAAGAAGAUGCCAGUGAUGGAGAAGAUGAUGAAGAACCAGAGGAGGAUUUGUCCUUGGAGCAGAUGGAGGAGAAGGCAAAAGCUGGUGAUGCCAGAGCUCAGACCCGGCUGGGUCAGCAUUAUUUGAUUCUCGCUGAAGAGAAGGAUGUAGAGCAAAAUAAUCUUCUGGCUGUUAAUUGGCUGAUUAAAGCAGCGAAACAGGGAAGGAAACGUGCAGCGAGAAUGCUGCAGCGCUGUUGGAUCCAGAAAAAAGGAAUUACACCAGAGAAUGAAGCUGACGUGCGGAAGUUGUCAACAGAGAGUAAAUUUGAGCAGGCAGUACGUAAAGCAGCCAUGAUGAUGUACUUUAAGCUCAACCCAGAGAGGAAGAAGAAGGUGGCUGUGGCUGAGAUGCUGGAAAAUGUCAGCCAGGUCAAUGCAGUGCCAGGUGGCACUGCAAGCAGGAUUCCUAGCCCAACCUCAGGCCAGACCCAGAAAGUGUUGGAAAGCAUGGUCAGCAAUGAGUCCAAACAGUUGGUCGACCUGGACGACUUUGUUGAGAUGACAAAAAAGUAUGCACAAGGUAUUGUCCCCUCUGCUCCCCAAAAUGGCAGCCAGGUCACAGCCAAGGCUGUAAGCCCUACACCUCAUGACAGAGGCAAGGAGCACAAGACUGAGUUGGUCCCAUCAGGAUACAAGAAGUCCCACAAAAGUUCUUGGAGUUUUGGCCGAAGUGGGAUGAUGUUGGACACUAAGCAGACAGGAGCCAUUAAAAAAGCCAUGGACAUGAAAUCCCGCUUAAUGAUGCUGGAGUACCCUCUGCAUGCCAUUAUGGAGAUGAAGGAGCACCUGGUCGACUGGGCAUCGCGGGCCGGUGUCCAGUGGCUGAGCACGAUCAUCCCCACGCAGCACGUCAACGCACUUAUUUUCUUCUUCAUCUUCAGCAACCUGACAGUUGACUUGUUCGCUUUUGUCAUCCCUCUGCUUGUUUUCUACCUCUCCUUCAUCUCCAUGAUCAUCUGCACACUGCGUGUUUUUCAGAGCAGCAAGACUUGGGAGAACUUCAGAGCCCUGACGUCUUUGCUGACACGUUUUGAACCUGAGCUGGAUGUGGAGCAGGCAGAGACCAACUUUGGCUGGAACAACCUAGAGCCGUAUCUGUACUUUAUCGUCUCCGUCUUCUUUGUCAUUUUUUCUUUCCCUGUAGCUGACAAGGGCUGGAUCCCCUGUUCUGAGCUCUCCACUGUGGCCAUCUUUUUCACCGCUGUGAGCUACAAGAGCCUCAGCCCCACUGCUGCGACGUACGCACGCCGAGCAAUGGUCAUAGAGGUAGCAUCAUCUCUGUGUGGCCUGACCCAGUUCCUGCCAGAGAACAUGACGGCACUUCGUCUUCUGGGACGCACCUUCGCCACGCUGCCACUGGGGGAAUCAGUGGUGCUGAAGCUCAGCCUCCCCUGCUUGCUGUAUGUUUACCUGUUCUACCUGUUCUUCAGCAUGGCAAGGAUGCGUGGUUUCCGGGGCACGUACUGCUUCUUGGUUCCAUACCUCGUUUGCUUUAUGUGGUGUGAGUUCUCCGUAGUGCUCCUUCAGAGUUCCUCUGCUGUCGGUCUAAUCCGCACCUGUGUAGCCUACUUUCUCUUCCUGUUUGCUCUGCCUGUUCUGGCAUUUGGCUUAGCCACCAUGAUCUUCAUCCAACUGUUCAAGUGGUUCCUCGAGUUGGAACUGACAAAGAUGAUUGUGACCCUGGUAGUGUGUGCGAUCCCUGUCACCCUGCGGCUCUGGACACGGUUCAGCAUGUCUAUUCUGGAUGUCUUCCGCUCACUGACCCAUCGUGGCCCAGUCAAACUCAUCUUACUCUGUAUCUCCAUGGUGAUCUUGUUCUUCUCUAUCUAUGUGUACCACGCAGAGGGGCAGAAGGUGUAUAAUUCCACACUGUCUUGGAACCAGUACAGCCAGGCGUGCGGGCCCCCUGCCUGGGAAAGCAAAGGCAUGGCCCAAACACAGAUCUUCUGCAGCCACCUUCAUGGACACAGAGUCACUUGGGCUGGGCGUUUCAAACAUGUCCGUGUGGCUGAGACAGAGAAUGGGGCACAGUCGGUUAUUAACAUGCUGCCGGUGUUCAUGGGAGACUGGCUGCGCUGCCUGUAUGGAGAGACGUAUCCCAGAUGUGAUCCCAAAAAUUCUACAGUCGCAAAUCUAACUGUUGCAAAGUUGACAGCUGGUUCUUCAUCGGCCACUGUUUCACUGCCCCUACUGCUCAGAAUGCAAGAAGAAGAAGAGUUGUGUCAGCUCAAGGCUCUGGCCAAACACACCUGCCACAUCAAGCGCUUUGACAGUUACCGAUUUGAGGUAACAAUAGGGAUGAUCCGGGAUGGAAGUGUGGAGGCAGAGGACCCAGCCAGGGAUAUAAUCCUAAUGGCCAGCCAUGAGUUCAGACAGGUUCUGCUUAAUCUGAACCCUGGCAACAUGGUGGAGUUCAGCACCAAGCUGGAAGGCCGUCUUGGAGCCAGAACUCCCGCCUUCGAGUUAAAGGCUAUCCACUGCCUGGACUGUGUCUCUUCACUGCUGACUGGGGGCAGGCAGGUGAAGAUAGAGAGAGACUGGAGACGCACAACAAUGAGAGCCCUGAAGUUUGCAUUUGAUUUUUUCUUUUCCCCGUUCCUGUCUGCAAAAAUCACUGCCUGAGAAGAAAGACAGCAACACACUAACAGUUGAGGUAAUAACUAUUUGCUCGAACCUCUGCAGGAAGUCUUUGUCUUGUGAUGUGGCUAUCGUGUUACCAAUGUAACUUGUAGUAUUGUUUACAAAUUGAUCUAAAAUGGAUCUACAGUUCAUUUUUAUGUAUUAUGCAUUUCAGAAAGGUGAAAUGUUUUAGGAAAUGAUAGUACUUCCUUUUAGUACGAGUUUACAAAGUUUUUACUAUUUCAGUUCAUGCACAAUAAAAGUAAUUCAAGAAUGGUCAAAUUCUUCUUUGAUGGUGUUUAUAUAGAUUAAAUGCAAGGAAGCUAGUGUUGGUCGCAGGCUCAAUCUGAAUACCUAGAGAUAUUGUGCCUUUCUUAAAAUAAGAUGAGGAGUGAAAUGUAUCUUUUAUAGAGCAAUGCUGCGGCUGCUUUUGUAUUAAGGAAUUUCUUACAUGUAUAGUGAAUGUUCGCAUGAGCAGUAUGUUUAUAUUUGUGCAAGUAUACAUGAGUACAAUUUUAAAUGUACAUUUACCUGUUUAUUUAUAGGUGUUCAUUAGUAUGGGUUGUGCGCAUCAAACCAUAUAUAUAUUUAUAGCUCUGUUAGCCACAGUUGUCUUUCUUGGUGGUCUUAAAAUUCUCUGGUCUUAAUCAUAUUUUUAAUUUGGAUCAGAUUUUCCUGUGCCUUGAGCUACAGUAUACACAAAAUGGACAAAAUGGUAUAACAAAUAUAUACUGUAUAUAUAUACACCGCUAGUUCUCAGCAACAAGGUUUUAUUUUUGAUGGUAUCUCUCAUACAGUAGAUAUGCCAACAAAACAUCUGACAGUGUUCAUUCCGAGGAAACAGUGUGUCAGUAGUGGGAAUAUUUAAAAGGAGGUGCUUUGUUUCAUAGUACAGGGUGUCUUUAGUUUCCCCUGAUGUCAUGAUAAUUUUGUCUCAUUUAUGUUGGCAAAAUUUAUUUCACAGUUUUUAACUUAAACAGCAGUAAUUAAAAUCUGAUUAUCUGAAAAGCACAUAGUGGUAACGCUGAAAAUGGGGCUGUUUUUCUUUGAUAUACACGGUUUUCAUAGAGCAGCAAAAUUUUGCAGAGCGGCAUUGGAAGUACUGAAUGGAUGAUCAGCGUAACACUUUCAGUGCAUGUAAACCCAAAUGUGUGAACACUAUAAAGUUGUAAUUGCACCUGUGAAUGACAGUUGAGCCUGUAUACUGUGAAUUUGAGUGCCUUUUUAUCCAGCAAUGGAGUGUAUGGGGGCGUGCAAUUACUAUUAAUUAAAGUGCUUGACUUUGAAACAAAA
Toxotes jaculatrix (banded archerfish) is the source of this 4686-nucleotide messenger RNA. RefSeq names its product Wolfram syndrome 1a (wolframin) (gene wfs1a). Gene Ontology annotation, biological process: endoplasmic reticulum unfolded protein response; calcium ion homeostasis. Lineage: Eukaryota; Metazoa; Chordata; Actinopteri; Toxotidae. The coding region runs from base 142 to 3396 and encodes 1084 amino acids. The transcript has 12 exons. Gene Ontology annotation, molecular function: protein binding. The record is from RefSeq and is a predicted model, not a curated record. Gene Ontology annotation, cellular component: endoplasmic reticulum membrane; endoplasmic reticulum.